Marmota flaviventris (yellow-bellied marmot) is the source of this 6265-nucleotide messenger RNA. Lineage: Eukaryota; Metazoa; Chordata; Mammalia; Rodentia; Sciuridae. The record is from RefSeq and is a predicted model, not a curated record.
UCAUCUGGAGAAGCCAAUGCUGUGACUAGAGGACACAAUGCACAGAAAGACCAUGCAGCGACAUUGCCUUCUCCAAGGACUUGCUUUUCUCCUCCUUAUUGUCAUAGUGGAUACUCAAGAGAGCCCAAAGCUCCGCCUGGUAGAUGGGGACAGUCGCUGUGCAGGCAGAGUGGAGAUCCUUCACCAGCAUUCCUGGGGCACUGUCUGUGAUGACAGCUGGGACCUUAAAGAAGCCCAUGUGGUGUGCAGACAAAUGGGCUGUGGUGAGGCCCUCAAUGCCAUGCAUGAGGCACCCUUUGGUGAGGGAUCAGGGCCCAUCUGGUUGGAUGAGCUGGAGUGCACAGGAGAGGAGUCCCAUCUGUGGCAGUGCCUUUCAGAGGACUGGGGCAAAAAUGACUGCUCACACAGUGAAGAUGCAGGAGUCAUCUGCUCAGGAUUUGUGCGUUUGGAUGGAGGACACGGACCUUGCUCUGGGGAAGUCAAAGUAAAUUCUGGAGAAGGAUGGACUCUAGUAUCUGAUGGGAAUUUCACAUUACCCACAGCCCAGGUCAUCUGUGCAGAGCUGGGAUGUGGCAAGGCUGCAGCUGUCCUGGGGAACCUGCCUUUCAGAGAAGACAGUGAACAAGUCUGGGCUGAAGAGUUCCAGUGUGAGGGGCUGGAGCCUGAACUCUGGUUCUGUCCCAGAGUGCCCUGUCCUAGAGGUAGCUGCCACCACAGAGGGGCUGUGCAAGUUGUCUGCUCAGGAUAUACAGAUGUUCGGCUCAUGAAAAAUGGCAGCUCUCAGUGUGAAGGUCAAGUGGAGAUGAAGACCUCUGGAGGCUGGAGAACACUCUGUGCCUCCUACUGGAAUAUGGCCAAUGCCAAUGUAGUUUGCCGUCAGCUGGGCUGUGGAGUCGCCAUCUCCACCCCAAAGGGAGCAUACUUUGUUCAAGGAGGAGAUGAGAUCUGGAGAGACAGAUUUCACUGCUCAGGGUCUGAGUCCUUCUUGUGGAAUUGCCCUGUGACUGCCCUGGGUGUUCCUGCCUGUGCGCAUGGAAACACAGCCUCUGUGGUCUGCUCAGGAAACCAGACACAACUGCUGCCCCCAUGCAAUGACUCCUGGUCUAACCCAGCAUACUCUGCAGCCUCAGAGGGCCACACUGCCAACUGCUCAGACAACAGACAGCUCCGCCUGGUGGAUGGGGGCAGUCGCUGUGCAGGGAGAGUAGAGAUCCUUCAGCAGGGCUCCUGGGGCUCCAUCUGUGAUGACAGCUGGGACCUGAAUGAUGCACAAGUCGUGUGCAGACAGCUGGGCUGUGGAGUGGCUCUGGAGGCCACCAUUUCUGCUUACUUUGGAGAAGGAUCAGGGCCCAUCUGGCUGGAUGAGGUAAACUGCACAGGAGAGGAGGCCCAUGUGUGGCUGUGCCCUUCCCAGGGCUGGGGGCAACACAACUGCAGUCACAAGGAGGAUGCUGGAGCCAUCUGCUCAGAGUUCCUGGCCCUCAGGCUAGUGAGCCAGGACCAGGAGUGUUCUGGGUGGCUGGAGGUUUUCUAUAACAACACUUGGGGCAGUAUCUGCCACAGCCCCAUGGAACCCAUGACCUUGUCCAUAAUCUGCAGACAGCUUGGCUGUGGGGACACUAGGACUCUGGAUUUUUGGGUUCCUUCUAGAGAAGGUUCUAGACCCCGCUGGGUAGAUGGAAUCCGCUGUCGGGAAACUGAUACCUCUCUCUGGCAGUGUCCUUCUGACCCUUGGAAAUACCAAUCUUGCUCUUCAGAGGAGGAAGCUCAUAUCACAUGUACAGAGAGCCCACAGCUCCACCUGGUGAAUGGUAGCAGUCGGUGUGCAGGCAGAGUGGAGAUUCUUCACCAGCAUUCCUGGGGCACUGUCUGUGAUGACAGUUGGGACCUGAACGAUGCUCACAUGGUGUGCAGACAGCUGGGCUGUGGAGAAGCCAUCAAUGCCUUGCUCGAUGCACAAUUUGGAGAGGGAUCGGGGCCCAUCUGGCUGACAGAGCUGGCAUGCACAGGAGAGGAGGAUUACUUGUGGAAUUGUCCUUCCCUGGGCUGGGGAAAGAACAACUGUGAUCACUCUGAAGAUGCAGGAGUCAUCUGCUCAGGAUUUGUGCAUCUGGUUGGAAGACAUGGACCUUGCUCUGGGCGAGUGGAAGUGAAUUCUGGAGAAGGAUGGAUUCCAGUAUCUGAUGGGAAUUUCACAUUACCCACAGCCCAGGUCAUCUGUGCAGAGCUGGGGUGUGGCAAGGCUGCAUCUGUCCUGGGGAACAUGUCCUUCACAGAGGAUAGUGAACAGAUCUGGGCUGAAGAGUUCCAGUGUAAGGGGCAGGAGCCUAGCCUCUGGUUCUGCCCCAGAGUGCCCUGUCCUGCAGGCAGCUGCCCCCACAGAGGGGCUGUGCAUGUUGUCUGCUCAGAAUAUACAGAUGUUCAUCUCAUGAAAAAUGGCAGCUCUCAGUGUGAAGGUCAAGUGGAGAUGAAGACCUCUGGAGGCUGGAGAACACUCUGUGCCUCCCACUGGAAUAUGGCCAAUGCAAAUGUAGUUUGCCGUCAGCUGGGCUGUGGAGUCGCCAUCUCCACCCCAAAGGGAGCAUACUUUGUGGAAGGAGGAGAUGAGAUCUGGAGAGACAGAUUUCACUGCUCAGGGUCUGAGUCCUUCUUGUGGAAUUGCCCUGUGACUGCCCUGGGUGUUCCUGCCUGUGCGCAUGGAAACACAGCCUCUGUGGUCUGCUCAGGAAACCAGACCCAGCUGCUACCCCAAUGCAAUGACUCCUGGUCUGAACCAGCAGGUUCUGCAGCCUCUGAGGGCCACUCUGCCAACUGUUCAGACAGCAGAGAGCUCCGCCUGGUGGAUGGGGGCAGUCGUUGUGCAGGGAGAGUGGAGAUCCUGCAGCAGGGCUCCUGGGGCUCCAUCUGUGAUGACAGCUGGGACCUGAUUGAUGCCCACGUGGUGUGCAGACAGCUGGGCUGUGGAGUGGCCCUGGAGGCCACCGUCUCUGCUCAUUUUGGAGAGGGAUCAGGGCCUAUCUGGCUGGAUGAGCUGAACUGCACAGGAGAGGAGGCCUUUGUGUGGCAGUGCCCUUUCCAGGGCUGGGGGAAGCACAACUGCAGUCACAAGAAGGAUGCUGGGGUCAUCUGCUCAGAGUUCCUGGCCCUUAGACUGGUGAAUGAGGACCAGGAGUGUUCUGGGUGGCUGGAGAUUUUCUACAACAACACUUGGGGCAGUAUCUGCAGCAGCCACAUGGAACACAUGACCUUGUCCAUGAUCUGCAAACAGCUUGGCUGUGGGGACACUGGGACUCUGGAUUUCUUGUUUCCUCCCAGGGAAGGUUCUAGACCCCACUGGAUAGAUAGAAUCCACUGUCGAAAAACUGAUAGCUCUCUCUGGCAGUGUCCUUCUGACCCCUGGAAACACCAAUCUUGUUCUCCCAAGGAGGAAGCUCAUAUUACAUGUACAGAGACCCCACAGCUCCGCCUGGUGGACAGUGGCAGUCGCUGUGCAGGCAGAGUGGAGAUCCUUCACCAACAUUCCUGGGGCACUGUCUGUGAUGAGAGAUGGGACCUGAGAGAUGCCCAUGUGGUGUGCAGACAAAUUGGCUGUGGAGUUGCCAUUGAUGCCAUGCACCAUGCACAAUUUGGGGAAGGAUCAGGGCCCAUCUGGCUGAGCCAGCUGCAGUGCACAGGAGAGGAGGACCAAGUGUGGAAGUGUCCAUCUCAUGGCUGGGGGCAGCACGACUGUGUACACAGUGAGGAUGCAAGUGUCAUCUGCUCAGGAUUUGUGCGUUUGGAUGGAGGAGGUGGACCUUGCUCUGGGCGAGUGGAAGUGAAUUCUGGAGGAGGAUGGACUCCAGUACCUUAUGGGAAUUUCACAUUACCCACUGCCCAGGUCAUCUGUGCAGAGCUGGGGUGUGGCAAGGCAGCAUCUUUUCUCUUGGACCUGCCCCUCAGAGUGGCCAGUGAACUGGUCUGGGCUGAAGAGUUCCAGUGUAAGGGAUGGGAGCCUGAGCUCUGGUUCUGCCCCAGAGUGCCCUGUCCUGCAGGCAGCUGCCCCCACAGAGGGGUUGUGCAAGUUGUCUGCUCAGAGUACACAGAAGUCAGGCUCAUGAAAAAUGGCAGCUCUCAGUGUGAGGGUCAAGUGGAGAUGAAGACCUCUGGAGGCUGGAGAACACUCUGUGCCUCCCACUGGAAUAUGGCCAAUGCCAAUGUUGUUUGCCGUCAGCUGGGCUGUGGAGUCGCCAUCUCCACCCCAAAGGGAGAGUACUUUGUAGAAGGAGGAGAUGAGAUCUGGAGAGACCGAUUCCACUGCUCAGGAUCUGAGUCCUUCCUGUGGAAUUGCCCUGUGACUGCCCUGGGUGUUCCUGCCUGUGCCCAUGGAAACACAGCCUCUGUGGUCUGCUCAGGUAAGAAAGGUAACCAGACUGAGUUGCUGCCCCAGUGCAGUGACUCCUGGUCUGACCCAGCAGACUCUGCAGCCUCAAAGGGGCACAUCACCAACUGCUCAGACAGCAGACAGCUCCGCCUGGUGGAUGGGGGCAGUCGCUGUGCAGGGAGAGUGGAGAUCCUGCAGCAGGGCUCCUGGGGCUCCAUCUGUGAUGACAGCUGGGACCUGAGUGAUGCCCAUGUGGUGUGCAGACAGCUGGGCUGUGGAGUGGCCCUAGAGGCUACCAUCUCUGCUCACUUUGGAGAGGGAUCAGGGCCCAUCUGGCUGGAUGAGCUGAACUGCACAGGAGAGGAGACCCAUGUGUGGCAGUGCCCUUCCCAGGGCUGGGGGCAGCACAACUGCAGGCACAAAGAAGACGCUGGGGUCAUCUGCUCAGAGUUCCUGGCCCUCAGGUUGGUGAGCGAGGACCAGGAGUGUGCUGGGUGGCUGGAGGUUUUCUACAACAACACCUGGGGUAGUAUCUGCCACAGCCCCAUGGAAGCUGUGACCUUGUCCGUGAUCUGCAGACAGCUUGGCUGUGGGGACACUGGGACUCUCAACUCUUCUUUUCCUCUCAGAGAAGGUUCUAGACCACGUUGGGUGGAUGGAAUCCAGUGUAGGAAAACGGACACCUCUCUCUGGCAGUGUCCUUCUGACCCCUGGAAACAAAGAUCUUGCUCUGCAAAGGAGGAAGCUUAUAUCAUGUGUUCAGGAAACAGACCCAAGAGCUGUCCAGCCAAUGCACCCUGCACAGACAAAGAGAAGCUCCGACUCAGGGGAGGAGACAGCGAGUGCUCAGGGCGAGUGGAGAUUUGGCAUGAAGGCACCUGGGGCACUGUGUGUGAUGACUCCUGGAGCCUGGCAGAGGCUGAGGUGGUGUGUCAGCAGCUGGGCUGUGGCUCUGCCCUGGAAGCCCCAGGGGAGGCUGCAUUUGGCCCUGGAAAUGGAAGCAUCUGGCUGGAUGAGGUGCAGUGCAGGGGCAGGGAGCCCUCCCUGUGGGCCUGUGCUGCAGCACCCUGGGGACAGAGUGACUGCAAGCAUGAGGAGGACGCUGGUGUGAGGUGCUCUGGUGAAAGGACAACAGCUCACCCCACCAGGAGAAGCACCAGUUCAGCCUCAGCUCCUGUCCCUGGCAUCUUCUCCUUACCUGGGAUACUCUGCAUGAUCCUGGGAGCCCUUCUCUUUCUUGUUCUCAUCAUCCUGGUAACUCAGCUGCUCAGAUGGAGAGUACAGCGCCAAGCCUUAUCCACUUUUGAAGAUGCUGUUGAUGAGGUCCUGUACCAGGAGAUAGAUUACCCCAUAAAUCCAGAGAAGGAGAGCCUGCUGAACAGCCCAGGAACCAUAUCUGAUGAUGGCUCAGCAACUAUGCUACCCUAUUACACAGGGGACAAUGAGGAGAAUGGAGACCCUGAACCUGCCCCAGAACCUGGAGGACAGCAUGCAGUUGCCACAAGCAGUGGUUAUGAUGAUGUUGAAGAGAUACCUGUUCCUGAAAAUCCUUCUUCAUUUGUAAUGAGGGAGAAGAAUUUUUUCUCAGAAGAGGGAGGUGGUUCCAGGUGUUCUCAUACAGGCAUCUCUCCUCAGUCUCUCAAAGAAGCUGACAAUUCUAACAUGGAAGAGACAGCAUCCUUAUUUGUCCUGAGAAAAGAAGACCCUGGAUAUGAUGAUGUUGAGCCUAACACCUUGUAGUGGUGUUUUGUUGUGUUUUGUAUUUUGUGUAACCAAGUCUGCAGAUAACUCCUUAUAAUAUUGUUUCCUGAUAAAAGAGAGUUCUGUCUUCUUCAUUACUAGAAAGUUUCUACAUUCAUUACUGGAAAGUUUCUCAUUUGCAAUAAAUACUCUGAGCCUCAAAUA